This is a messenger RNA of Tripterygium wilfordii, 1206 nucleotides long. Its product is annotated as plant UBX domain-containing protein 3-like. Gene Ontology annotation, biological process: proteasome-mediated ubiquitin-dependent protein catabolic process; nuclear membrane reassembly; Golgi organization. Gene Ontology annotation, cellular component: nucleus; cytosol. The transcript has 4 exons. Bases 71 to 976 code for a protein of 301 amino acids. Gene Ontology annotation, molecular function: ubiquitin binding. The record is from RefSeq and is a predicted model, not a curated record. NCBI's taxonomy places the organism in Eukaryota, Viridiplantae, Streptophyta, Magnoliopsida, Celastrales, Celastraceae.
CCAAGCUGAGAAUCGCGUCUCUCUCUAAUCUGUCUCUGUUCAUUUCAUUUCGAUCUCAGGAGAUCAAUCGAUGGCAUCACGGGACAAGAAACCUGCGAAGCCUUCGAGCAGUAGAGCCGGUCGAAUCCGCACGCUUUCCGAUCUCAACCGUCAUACCGCACCGGAUUCUGACAGCGACGACGAUGCGCCGCAGGAGUACUACACUGGUGGCGAGAAGAGUGGCAUGCUCGUCCAAGAUCCUUCAAAAGGUAAUAACAAUAAUGAUGUUGAUGCCAUUUUUAAUCAAGCUAGACAGCUUGGAGCUGUAGAAGGACCCAUUGAUCAGCUGAAUACACCGUCAGCCUCUAGAAGCUUUUCCGGAACUGGUCAAAAGCUCUCUGGCGAUGCUGUGCCACCUGCUCCUCAGCAGCCUGAGGCUAUUGUUCACAACAUUGUUUUCUGGAGCAAUGGUUUCACAGUAAAUGAUGGCCCAUUGAGGAGGUUGGAUGAUCCUGAAAAUGCAUCUUUCUUAGAGAGCAUCAGGAAGUCGGAGUGUCCAAAAGAGCUAGAGCCUGCAGACAGGAGGUCCUCAGUUCAUGUCAAUUUGAUUAGGAGGGAUGAGAAGUGUCCAGAACCAGAGAAGCACCAUGUUCCAUUUCAGGGAGUGGGAAGAACUCUAGGUAGCAGCAGCAGUCAACCAGCUACUUCAGCUCCUUUAAAUUCUGCUCCCACCCCUUCCAUGGGCCUCGUUCUCGAUGAAACAUUACCAUCAGCAUCAGUUCAGCUUAGGUUGGCUGAUGGCACACGUAUGAUAGCUCACUUCAAUUACCACCACACAAUCAAUGACGUCCGGGCAUUCAUGGACGCAUCCAGGCCAGGGGGUGCUCAGAAUUAUCAGCUGCAGCUUGUCGGAUUCCCUCCUAAAGUUCUUAACGAUCCCACCCAGACUAUAGAGCAGGCCGGCCUCGCCAAUUCUGUUGUCAUUCAGAAAUUCUAGCCUAAGUUGCCUCAUGUUUGUACUUUGUCCACCCUUUUAAGUCAUUCCUCAGCUGCUUAUUGCAGUAACUACCAUUUCCAACAACUUAAAACUUGAAAGUUGAAAUGUCUACUUCUUAUAUAUAGGAAAGGAGGGGUUUUCAGCUUGUUUUGUGCUACUAAUUCGUUGAUUGUAGUUGUUAACGUUUUCCUCCUUGAUUAUCAAGUAUGCUAUACAAGCACAUUUGGGUA